Molecule: messenger RNA, 3813 nt
Organism: Thamnophis sirtalis
Lineage: Eukaryota; Metazoa; Chordata; Lepidosauria; Squamata; Natricidae
Gene: AGPAT2
Product: 1-acylglycerol-3-phosphate O-acyltransferase 2
Biological process (GO): phosphatidic acid biosynthetic process
Cellular component (GO): membrane; endoplasmic reticulum
Molecular function (GO): 1-acylglycerol-3-phosphate O-acyltransferase activity
Source: RefSeq, a predicted model, not a curated record
GCGAGGGCGGCGGGGCAGGCAGAUACAGGCGCUUCUCCGACUCUCGACCACCGCCGCGGGGCUCCGGAGCUCUGAAGGCGGCGGGAUGGGGGCCGGCGCGCUGUUGCUGCUGCUGACGCUGCUGCUGCUGGGGGCGCUGAGUCCGCCGCUCCGCUUCCGCGCCAAGAUCGCCAGCUAUUGCGUUCUCUGCGUGGUCGCCUCGGCCCUCACCAGCCUCGUCUGCCUCCUCUGGAACGGCGGCCGCACCGUCCGCAACAUGACGAUCAUUAAAAAUGUGGUUCGCACCUUCAAGUACUUCUACGGCCUGAGGUUUGAAGUGAAGGGUCUGGAGCACUUCGAGGUCGAAGGUCCCUGUGUCAUCAUCUCAAACCACCAGAGUAUCCUGGACAUGAUUGGGUUGAUGGAAAUCCUUCCGGAGCGCUGCGUCCAGAUUGCCAAAAAGGAGCUCUUAUACUUUGGGCCAGUGGGGCUGAUUAUCUACCUGGGUGGGAUCAUCUUCAUCAACCGGAAGAGCACCGGCAAUGCCAAGUCCGUGAUGUCUGGAGUCGGCCAGGCCAUGACCAGCGAGAAUCUCAAGAUCUGGAUCUACCCAGAGGGAACAAGGAACAUGAACGGAGAUCUUCUGCCCUUCAAGAAGGGAGCUUUUCAUCUCGCAGUCCAGACCCAGGUUCCAAUAAUUCCUGUGGUCUAUUCCUCCUUUUCUUCGUUUUACAACCCAGAAAAGAAGAUGUUUACAUCAGGCAAAAUCAAGGUGGAAAUCUUCCCGCCCAUCUCAACGAAGGGCCUGACAAAUGAGGAUGUUGAUGAUCUCUCCAAGCAAUGCUACACCACCAUGAGGGAAACCUUCUUCACGUUAUCGGGAAAGAGCAGAGAAGCCAACGGAGAGGCCUCCAUCCUUGGGCAGUAGGGUCUCUUGCCAAAAUGACUGGAGGGCUCACCUGUGGGACAGUCCUUCAAUUGCCCCCAAGAGUGGUGAUGGCCCCCCUUGCUUGACGAAAACUUUGUGUAAGUUGUUCCAAAGCAUUUGAGUGAGGGGGAGGAGGAAAUUCAACCGGUGGAUGUGCUCAAAGGUUGAGGAAUCUCGUCUGGCCUUUCCCUCCUCACCUCCUUCUCCACAAACUGCUGUUACCAAAGAUUCCUGCCCUUCUUGGUGUCCACAACCAGCAGUUUAAACAACCCCAAGUGCCUUUUCUCUCUCCUGGUGACCUCAGGGACUGGGUCCAUGGCUUCCUCUUUGCCCCCCAGGGUGAUGGUGUGAAGGUGCUUCUUCUCUUCAUUGGGCACUGGGGUAAUUUGGGUCGACAGGCCCAGACCUUGAUCCACUUGGCAUUUUUUCCGAAGGAAGUUGGGGGGCAUCAGGCCCCAUUAUUUGACGCAGUUUUGAGUUGAGAGGGGGAACCAGUAAUGACCCUUGUCCAGAAGAGGAGAUGCUGGGUGGUUGCUGUUCUGAUAGGCUGCAUCUAUUACUGUUGGAGAUAAGGUACGCUAGUAAACUCCCACAGGUAAACUGGGGAGAAUGUGGAGGGACCACAGUAAAGUUUGCUGCUAUGGCAACCAAGCAAAUUCCAUCCUCCAGGACUCUUAUUGAUCCUUCUCAGUCUCACUAACUUUUAAGAUGUGAGGACCUCAACUCCAAGAAUUAUCCAGCCCGCUAAGGAACGCUGGCUGAAGAAUUCUGGGAAUUGAAGUCCAGACAUCAUAAAGUCCUUCCAACGUUAAAUGUUGCCUAAGAAAAAGGAAGCUUUCUUAUUUAUUUGGGACAAAGUUCUCCCCGUUCUUUUCUUUCAAGAUAACUAGAGCUCUGUUGCAAGAAGAAAUUUAUCUCAAGGCUUUUAGUCACCAAAAGUUGCCUCACACGGUUUGUGUGUCGGAGUGCAAAGCAGACAUAUGAACUUGAAAAUUCUGAGAUCUCAUGAUGGCAAAGAGAAGAGCUGAUGGGGGGGAAUCCUUUUGUUAGAGAGGAUUUCAAAACAAGACAAACGUGUGAAGAAAUUUGAUUAAACUUCCCUGCCGUAGUGUUUGGAUUUGCCUGUCACCUCAGCAAAGCAUGCCCAUUUUAUUUUGAUUUUUUGUGAUAAACGGAGGGCACAAUGCUGCUAGCAGCUCUUUCACUAAUUCUGUCAACCUUCAGCAGAGUUGUGAGUCCAACUUUUGAGUUGUGUUGGGGCAGAAAUUCUCAGAAGUAAACUCUUAAAAAGAGAAUAGACGUUGCAUUCACUCGGAACUGGGAGGGAGAACUUGUCACUUGUCCGACAUUCCCUGCAUGUUUGGCUGCUGCCCUGCUAAACUGUGGUUGCUCCCCACAAGCCUUGAUCCAGCCAUUCUCACCCGAACCAGCCAAUGAAGCCACUGCCUGUUGGUUGACAAUCAGCCUUACACUUCCUUCAGCCUGCAAGUUGAGGAAAGGUUUAGUCUGUAGAAAGGCAGCUUCCACCAUCUUGCAAAGUUUGAGUGAGGCCCUCCAGUCUCAGGGAGAGACCCGGAGGGGUUUUUUUUUUUGUUUGUUUGUUUUUUUGCUCAAGGGUGUCCAUUUCUGAACCGGUUGGUACCCUGAACCCAAGUUGGGUGGGCUUAGGUCAGUGUCGGCGAACCUUUUCGACAUUGCGUGCCGAAAUAAGGGAGUCUGUGCGCUCGCAUGUAUGUGCCAGAAACCAGAAGAGUAGCCAAGAAGAUGAUCUUCCGGUUUCCAGCAUGCACAAGGGCAUCGCCCAGCUGGUCUUCAUGCAUGCAUGCACAACAGAAACCAGAAGGCCAGGUGGUUGGUGCUGGUGCAUGUGACAGAAAACGGAAGAUCGUCUUCCUGGCAUGGGCAUGAGCACUGGGUGGCUGCUCUUCCAGUUUCCAGCAUUCCCACGAACGUGAAGACCAACUGGCUGGCAUGCUGGAACCUGGAAGAGCAACGGGCGACAGCUCCCAUGCCCGGAGAGAUGGCUGUGUGUGCCACUUCCAGCACGUGUGCCUUUAGUUCCCCAUCAAAGGCUUAGGUGAUCUUUAAGGUUCUUGGCAGCCCCACCAUGCAAAAGCAAGUUGCAUUCCCUUGCUUUCAUCCAAUCUGCUGUGGCCCUGUCCCCAUGAAUCAUUCUUCUACAAUCCCCACAAAAACGGUUGAGACUGGGCACAUCUUGCCCAACUUCAAGAUGGGUGAACUUCAACUCCCAGAAUUCCCCAGUCAGGGGAAUUCUAGGAGUUGAAGUCCACCCAUCUUGACGUCAUCGGAGUUGAAAAAGAUCACUCCCAGACUCUAGAGAAUUCCUUGGGCUUGGUGAUCAGCCAUCCUUCCAUGGACAGGAUAAAAACCAAAUCUCUAGGAUUGCUCUCCUCCAUUCUGGGAUAGUCUUCUUGCUGCCCCCCCCCUCCAAUUCUGCAACAAAGCCUGUCUCCCACUUAGCAGGGGAUGAAGCUGCUCCCGAAGCAGCUCAGCAUCUGGAAGACAUCAUCAAGCACAACUCCAGCAUUCAGAUGGUCUGUUGGAUCCACUAUCCUUUUAAGCCAGUUCCAGCUUAAUUUACAGGGCUUGGGAAUAUGGCUGUCCUUGUCCUGGGGAUGGAUGGAGGGGGGACAAGCACAUCUGGAAGGGAGGCCCUCAACCUUAGGCCCAAAUCGUUCAUCCCCAGCCUGACUUCAGGGGGCGGAGACCAGGAAAGAGUAUGUGGCUUCUGGGAGUUGUAGUUCCGACAGCUGAAGAAUGGUUUUUCUCACCCUUUCGAAAGCGUACCAAAAACAUGUGCAAAAGUGCCUUAUAUUGAAAACCAUUGGAUGCUUUUUGGUAUUGUCAAAUGUACUAUUUUUAUAAAGAAUUUUAUUUAAAAAGAA